GCUGUUUCAUAAAGUAGCCUCUGUCUCUCUGCGCAGUUACCCGCCCUGUUUGAUGCUCCUGAACGGAUCAGUCUGCUACGUCACUCCUCCUCCUACCCCCCAGAAUGGACAACUCAGAGUCCAGUACAUCAUCAGGGCCCCUGGCAGUCCUAGACAGGGGCACUGCACAACCCUCAGCGCCCUCUGGUCAGCUGUCUGAGCCACCCAGGCCUUCCAAGCACAGGGAGCACCUGUCCAAGUCACCAAGGAGACGUAGGAAGGGGACCAAGUUGCAGCGGCGGGGGGGUGAUCAUGAACAGCUGCUCUGGGAGAUCGAGCGACGGAGGUUGCCAGGCCAACACGAGCACUUGGAGCCCUCUGGCUCAGCGAGCGACACAGCAGAAAGCUCUCCUAAGAGGAGAGCACACUUUCUUCAUGGACCGUACCCAGCCACUCACUUCGGACCCAAAGCCUGUAUUCUUCCCAACCCAACUUCAGUCAUGCACAUUCAGGAUCCAGCCAGCCAGCGGCUCACCUGGAAUAAACCUCCUGUCAAUGUACUCGUCAUCAGGAAGAUCCGAGAUGAAAGCCUCGUCGAGCCUUUCAAAGAGCUCUGCAGGUUUCUAGUGGAGGAGAAGCAGAUGAUGGUGUACGUGGAGCGCAGGGUGGCAGACGAUGCUACGCUGUCGAAGGACGAGGCGUUCGGCUCCAUCCGCAAUCAGCUCUGCACCUUCAGAGAGUGAUAUGAUGAUAUCUCUGACUGCAUAGACCUGAUCAUCUGUCUCGGGGGAGAUGGGACUCUGCUGUAUGCCUCCUCUCUGUUCCAGGGCAGUGUCCCUCCUGUCAUGGCGUUUCACCUCGGCUCUCUGGGUUUCCUGACUCCUUUCAAAUUUGAGUCCUACAAAACUGAAGUGGCCAAGGUGUUUGAAGGCAAUGCAGCCAUCACUUUACGCAGUCGCCUGAAGGUGAAGGUGGUGAAGGACAUGCUUCAGAGGGAAGGCCAGGAGCAGCAGCAGCAGCAGCAGCAGGAUCACAAUGGACUCCUUCCUCAUGGACUCACAAACAGCGAGGCUGGGAAGGUCACCCUGCAGCUACAGGUGUUAAAUGAGGUGGUGGUGGACCGAGGCCCGUCCUCCUACCUGUCUAAUGUGGACCUGUACCUGGAUGGACGACUCAUCACCUCCGUUCAGGGAGACGGUGUCAUCGUGUCCACACCCACAGGCAGCACGGCGUACGCAGCUGCAGCAGGAGCCUCCAUGAUCCACCCCAACGUACCCGCCAUCAUGGUCACCCCCAUCUGCCCGCACUCGCUCUCCUUCAGGCCCAUUGUUGUCCCCGCUGGAGUGGAGCUCAUGAUCACCCUGUCCCCUGAUGCCAGAAACACCGCCUGGGUGUCGUUUGACGGCAGGAAGAGACAGGAGAUCCAACAUGGAGACUGUAUAAAGAUCACCACAUCCUGUUACCCAGUGCCCUCCAUCUGUUGCCACGACCUGGUGUAUGACUGGUUCGAGAGCCUGGCUCAGUGUUUGCACUGGAACGUUCGCAAGAGGCAGGCGCGACUGGCCGACGUCUCGGACUCAUCAGAUACAGAAAACUGAAAGAUGAACUUUAAGGCUCUUUCCAGCAGCCAGGUCAACCUGCAGUCAUGUUCACAACACAACCCACAGGCUGAAAACUAGAGCAUGUUUGUCUCACGAUAAGACAGUGUUACAUUAUCAUCAUGGGGAGCAUGUGCAGAGUGUAUAUUGAACCUGAGAGAGCCUCUCAUUACAUUCCAUUACUGAGAACACACUGUCAUUCAUGUGUCGCUUACAGGGAGAAUGCAUGUGCCUCACGUAGAAAUGAAAACAGCUGCAGUCACUUAAAUCAAUUCAGUUUGAAAUAAUGUGAAAGAUUAUUUCGACUUGAAGCACUUAAUCAUCUCUGUGGUGAUCAGUGUGUAAGCUUUAGGCCUCUCUGGCGUACUUUGCAAUAGGUAGGAAGACUGUAAGUGUGAGAUGUGUACAUACAGAAUGCUAGGAUGAAUUUAUUUAACGCCAUAUUUAUGUGAUAUUUAUAUAUUUUCAUUAUAUAGGCUUUGUAAGACUCAAAGUGUGUUUCUAAGUCAGCCAAAGACUUCUGUGCUGUAUGAGUGUUCUGUAACAUCAUCCAGAGCAAACUUAAUGUGACUCCUUACAGACGCUGUGAGGAAUUUUAUUUAUUUUCAAGAUGUUUUUCUCUUUUUUUGUCGAGUUGUAGCUUCAUGUCAGAUGGCAUGAUGUGAAACAAAACCAAAUAGAAAGAGUUGGAAAAAGCUUUCAUGAAACGUGUUAUUUUUCAUUGUCAUUAAAAAGCUGUUGAAAUGAUUCUUCAUA
Notolabrus celidotus (New Zealand spotty) is the source of this 2333-nucleotide messenger RNA. It is a transcript of the gene nadkb, whose product is annotated as NAD kinase b. Gene Ontology annotation, molecular function: NAD+ kinase activity. Gene Ontology annotation, biological process: NAD+ metabolic process; NADP+ biosynthetic process. The transcript is spliced from 12 exons. Lineage: Eukaryota; Metazoa; Chordata; Actinopteri; Labriformes; Labridae. The record is from RefSeq and is a predicted model, not a curated record.